Messenger RNA from Aethalodelphis obliquidens (Pacific white-sided dolphin), 10502 nucleotides. It is a transcript of the gene GPR21, whose product is annotated as G protein-coupled receptor 21. The transcript has a single exon. Gene Ontology annotation, cellular component: membrane. Gene Ontology annotation, biological process: G protein-coupled receptor signaling pathway. The record is from RefSeq and is a predicted model, not a curated record. Gene Ontology annotation, molecular function: G protein-coupled receptor activity. The coding region runs from base 1906 to 2955 and encodes 349 amino acids. Lineage: Eukaryota; Metazoa; Chordata; Mammalia; Artiodactyla; Delphinidae.
GGAGGAAAAGACAAUAAAAAUACACAUUUCUAAUUAACUAAAAAUUGUCAUAAUUUGACACUCCCAAUUAGCUGAAAAUUGUCAUCACUUAUGACAUCACCUGAAGAGCCACAAUAAAAUCCUAAUUUGCCUUGUGUUAAGUAAGCACAAACAAGAUUGUAUAUUCUAAGAUACAAAGCUAGUUUGUACCAUGAAACUUCCUGCAAUUUUCAAACCUGGGUGGAAGUGGGUGCAUUUUCUUGUCCAUCUUUUGUUUGUAUAUUUGUGUACCACUUCUCAGCAAACUAGAAGCAAGUAAUGGCAUCUCAAAACCAUAGGAUAGUGUCAAAUACAGGAACAAUGUAAUUCCUCUUUGUGUGUGCUGUUUCUGCAAUAUUCAGAGUAGAUGGGAUUUUCUUUAUUUUUUCUCUUGAAAACCUAAUUUUUGUUUGUUGUUUUGGUCACGUUUCUUAAAAUAGAUCCAUAUUUAGUGAAUCAUGAGAGAAAAUUAAUGCUAAAUAUGUAGCCUUCUAGCUAGAACUUCUUGUGCUGAAUUAUGAUUCCUCAGUUGUCACGCACUGUUAACACACUUUCAUUCUUUAACAUUGCUCUUUGUUCUAUGGGAAAUGCUACAAGAAAGUAGGAAUUUCCUCUCACCAUUACCCCUCUGGCAGUGUGUUUCAAUCUAAUUCCUGGCUUGCUGUCUGUCCUGCUUACUACCUCUUCUCCUUACUAGCAGUCUAAAUUCUGCUUCAUCUACUAAGAGGGGGAUUCCAGACAGACGAGGAAACAGCCUUCAAACGCUGCCCUGCAGGCAUAUUAAGUUAUUCCCCCACUGUGCUGUCUGGAAAUCAGGGAGCACCUCUCUGGCAAUGAAUUCUAAUGAGCUGCUAAAGAUGCCGGAGUGUGUGCGCACACAGGCGUUUUCUUUCCCCUCCCCCGCCUCUUCCUUUUCCCAAGCCCCUCUUCUCCCUAUUUCCCCUCCUACUCCUUUAUCCCCUCCCUCUGUGUCUCAUUUCUGCAGUAAACGGGGCUGAGGCACAUUCCUGCUUUGCAAGGCUUUCUGUUAAGGUGUUCUGUGGCUUUUGUUUGGAUCGCAGCAUGCUGAAUUACAGGUAAUACUCUGAAAUUGAGCUAGACAGAUCAAUGCUGUUGAAAUUUUUCUAAGAGGCAAAAUAUUACAUUGGAAUCAAUGAAGAAAAUAAGUUAUCUUGGCUAAUUUUAUUCAUGGUAAUUAAAUUCUAUAAGCAGAUUCCUCUUCUCCCCCGAAAAGCUUAAAUGAAAGGAAAUGGGGUUAGAUUGAUCUGACUUGCGAUUGAUUUUGUUUUAUGUUGAUCAUGAAAGCUUGCUGUUGCUGCGCCUCCCCUGUAGAGUAAGGACCAAUUAUGUGGGGUGCUACUGAGGGUAGCCGUGAAUAGUUGUACUGGGUGGGGUGGGAUAGAGUGGGAGGGGUGAUACCAGCUCGAGCUAGCCAGGUUCUUGAUUAGGGCAUUGGAUGCAAAAUGUAAAACGCUCUUUCCUUUUCUUCUAUCAGCUGUUCAGAGGAGACUCAUUACAACUCCUGCUGAAGUCCUAAUCUUCCUCCCUUCCCUUCUGCCCCUACCCCGUACCCUCAUUGGCCUGAAGACAUUGUACAGAGUUUGCCUUACUCCCCUGGUGCUAUGUGUAUGGUAAACCUGGUACUAUGGCCGCAUCUCGGACUGGCCAGACAACUGCUGCUGGUUCUCCCUAUUCCAAGAAGGAUUUAAAGGGGAAUUGCACUGCAGGCAAUGCAUCAGAGCAGCAGCAUCGGGAGCUUGGGGACUAAGGCUCCUCGGGCAUUAUUACAGACACACAGAGCUGACCGCAAUGACAGCAGCUGCUCCUUUGAACUGUUGGCAGCAGCCAAGCGGCAGCAUGAAGUGAGAGAUCACUCCUGAGCUCAAGAUGAACUCUACCUUGGAUGGUAAUCAGAGCAGCCACCCUUUUUGCCUCUUGGCAUUUGGCUAUUUGGAAACUGUCAAUUUUUGCCUUUUGGAAGUAUUAAUUAUUGUCUUUCUAACUGUGUUGAUUAUUUCUGGCAACAUUAUUGUGAUUUUUGUAUUUCAUUGUGCACCUUUGUUGAACCACCAUACUACAAGUUAUUUUAUCCAGACUAUGGCAUAUGCUGACCUCUUGGUUGGGGUAAGCUGCCUGGUCCCUUCUUUAUCACUCCUCCACUACCCGCUUCCAGUAGAGGAGUCCUUGACUUGCCAGGUAUUUGGUUUUGUAGUAUCAGUUCUGAAGAGUGUCUCCAUGGCCUCUCUGGCCUGUAUCAGCAUCGAUAGAUAUAUUGCCAUCACUAAGCCUCUAACCUAUAAUACCCUGGUUACGCCCUGGAGACUGCGUCUGUGUAUUUUCCUGAUUUGGCUAUACUCCACCCUGGUCUUCCUGCCUUCCUUUUUCCACUGGGGCAAACCUGGAUAUCAUGGAGAUGUGUUUCAGUGGUGUGCGGAGUCCUGGCACACCGACCCCUACUUCACCCUGUUCAUCGUGAUGAUGUUAUAUGCCCCAGCAGCCCUCAUUGUGUGCUUCACCUAUUUCAACAUCUUCCGCAUCUGCCAACAGCACACAAAGGAAAUCAGCGAAAGGCAAGCCCGCUUCAGCAGCCAGAGUGGGGAGACUGGGGAGGUGCAGGCCUGUCCUGAUAAGCGCUAUGCCAUGGUCCUGUUCCGAAUUACUAGUGUAUUUUACAUCCUCUGGUUGCCAUACAUCAUCUACUUCUUACUGGAGAGCUCCACUGGCCACAGCAACCGCUUCGCAUCCUUCUUGACCACCUGGCUUGCUAUUAGUAAUAGUUUCUGCAACUGUGUCAUUUAUAGUCUUUCCAACAGUGUCUUCCAAAGGGGACUAAAGCGCCUCUCAGGGGCCAUGUGUACUUCUUGUGCGAGUCAGAUGAUAGCUAAGGACCCUUACACAGUUAGGAGCAAAGGCCCCCUUAAUGGAUUUCAUGUCUGAAGUGGUUCAGAUAUUGGGUCACUGUGUUGUGUGUGUGUGUGUGUGUGUGUGUGUGUGUGUGUGUGUGUGUGUUUCCUUUUUAUCUUUUUGUAUUUCUAGUUCACUGGGAAAUAUGGGACAAAAUAGUUUGACUCUAAGCAAUAGUUAACAAAUGAUCCAUCCAAAAUACCUUUUAAGUUUGCAGAAAUGAUUUUUUUUAAUGCUUUCGAAUGAGAAGAAUCAGGACCAUGAAGAUAAAUUGCUCUUCGUUCCUAUUUCCAUAAUGUCAUGGAAAUGACUGUAUUUAAUUCUCAGACUUAAAAUGAAUAAAGCCAUAUCUAACACCUCUCUCCAGCUGGCAUGACUGAACCUGGGUGUGAAAAGCGUCAGCAUUUUUAAAAGUCAUCAUUUUCUUGUUGCUUUUCUGGGUUCUUUCCAGCUGUUUGAGCUUCAUGUACAAUUGAUUUCUUUUAACAGGAAAUAUUAAAAUACAGUGAUGAAUUAACAGGGUUUUAAAAUUUUCUUUACCUCUGUCAAAGUGUAACUACCCUGCAGGUUUCCACACUGUCAUUCAGAAAGUCAAAUGUUUUAUGUCUUAUUCUCUUGAGAGAAUUCUCAAUACAGUGAAUAAUGUGAAAACUUAAACAUUAAUUUAAAAUUUGGGGGGACUUCCCUGGCGGUUCAGUGGUUAAGACUUUGCCUUCCAAUGCAGGGGGUGUGGGUUCAGUCCCUGGUUGAGGAGCUAAUAUCCCACAUGUCUCAUUGCCAAGAAACCAAAAAACAUAAAAGAGAAGCAAUAUUGUAACAAAUUCAGUAAAGACUUAAAAAAAAAAAUGGUCCACAUCAAAAAAAAAAUCUUAAAAAAUAAAUUUAAAAAAAUAAUAAAAUUUUUGCAUUGAACCAUGAAGCAAAAGUGCAGUCAAAUCAUAUAAUUUAUAGAAAAACUAAGCUGUAUUUUAUGCCAUGCUUCACUGAGACCUAAACAAAUAUGUAUACUGAAAGUGAUUGUGUUGUAGUAUUUUUGCCCAAGCCUUUGUGUAUGUGUGUAUUGAGAAUAUUUGAAUUGAGUUAGAUUUCUCUUUUACAGCAAAAUGCAUUUAAAUAAGCUGAAAAAUAAUUAAAUGAUAGGCUGAUGGCUGCCAUUUUUAUAAUGGUGAAAAUACAUUGAAAAGUGUCUUUAGUCUUCUCUGCUCUUUUUAGCUAGAGACUUUCUGAAAUACUAGAAUAUCAGGAAGAAAGGUCCUAGGCAACUGAGUCAGAAAAUACAAUGUACAUUUAGCUAGUUCAUUUUUAAAAUAGGAGGGGUUGAUUGAGAUGGUCUCUUUGUGGUUAAAUGGUAUCAUCUAAUAAAGUAGUAACUAAUUCUUUUUAAAAGCGUUCUUUCAGUUAGUGUUAAGGAAUCCAUAUUUGAAUGAGAGAAGGAGAAAUUCUGAUUCUCUAUUGCUAUUCUCUUUCUGGAAAAAAAAAUCCUUGGAAUACUGUUCCUUUCCUAAAUAGGCUUUUUUUUUUUUUUUUAAGCCAAAGUACUAGCAAAAUCUGUAGAAUUAUUAAUUGAGAGUGCUGUGUAUCUGUAUGUAGAGUGAUGUUUUGUUCCUAAAAGUAAUUAUGUUUAGAGCGAGAGGUUUAUUUUUCUAAAAGGAGAGAAGGAUUUCCCAGCAGCUCCAAGCAUGAAAGUAUUUCCUCUGCUCUUCUACUGGUUUUAAUGUUUUAGAAGUCUUCAGGGAACUUGUAUGUGAUCUCUGCCUUUGGCUAGAUGUUGUAAUCUGAAUGUGACAGUGGUGUUCAGUGAGAUUGAAGAUAGAAGAAAACCAAGGGAAAUGUGGAUUUUUGAGUCCAGGGAAGGACAUAGAUAUUUAUAAAACAGGCAGAUAUGCUUUGGUUUUCCAUCAUCAUAUUAGAAAACCUCCUACCCCCUUUUAAAAUAAAAGAUGGCAUUCUUAUGAUUUUAGGUUUUAGAGAUUGAUUGGAUUUUAACCUCAAAUGUAUUCUACUUAAACAUUUUUAUUUUAAGAGAACAAGUAUGAAUAUAAGCAUUUAAACUUCAGAUUCUGAGUUCUUCCCAAAAGCUUGCUUGCUCUUUAUAUUUAGUAUUAGAAAAUUUGAUUCUAAGUUGUUUCAAAAUUUAGAACUCAUAUUGGAAUUGCACGUUAUGUUAGCAGUGGCUUUGUUAAGUUGCCAUUUGAAGUAGAAAACCUUUUCUGUUAGAUUCUGAAAAAAAGCUGUAUACAAUUCCCCUUUAUUUAAGUGGCACAGAUCUAAGAAGACAAAAUUCCCUUUUUUUCAUAUGUAUCAGAGAAUGUAACCUGUCCAGAUUUGCACAGUUUGCUUGUCAAUUUUUAGUUCAGAUAUGGGACUCAUGAAGAUUAAUUUUUAUGGAAAACUGAUGUUAAAUCAGUAGAUUUUUUGUGUGUGUGGGGGUACUGAGCCCUUUUAAUUUUUUCUUGCAGUAGGGUUCCAUUUUAGAGAAAACAAAAGUUUUUGGAAAAGAUUUUGUGGGAAUGUUACGGAAAUGAGGAAAUCUCUGUUUAAUUUUCUGGAAAUGGCUAAUCAAGCUGAGCUUUCAAUGACUGGAAGGCAACAACUCUUUUAAUAAGAGCUUUUGUUAGUAGAUUUUUAUAUUUUUGCCCUAGUACCAAAUUUAGAUGCCAGAGGGUUUUUUUAUUGGUUUUUUUUUUCACGUUAGAACCUCUCAGCCUAAAACUAAAGUAGGAACUAAGUAGAUAUAGUAACUUUAAAGAAAAAUAAAGCAUUCCUCCCCAGCUGAUACUUAAUAUCAGAUGUCUUUCCAGUUUAUCUUGUAGUCAUUGGACUUUAUAAACUCUAACGUUUCUUCCAGGUAUCAAUUCUAUUCUCAUAUUUCAUUGUCUGUACUGCUUUAAAAUUUUUGUUUUCUUGUGGUGUGUGUAUCCUGGGGAGAAGGGUUGUGUUUGAAUGCAAUCAUACAAUCUUCUGUGGCUGGGGGCAGUUUCUGUGUGGUGCAUUUGGAGAGUUUGUAUUUAAGUAACCUUUUCAUCCUUGCAUAUUUAGUGCAACAUUUAAUGACGUUUUAUUUAAAUACCAAUCUGACUAGUUCAGAAUGAGAAAAAGUAUAUUUUUAGAGUCAGUUACCUUAGGCUUUGACAAGACAGCCCAUUUAACUUUAUAUAGUAUAUGGCUGAUAUCAGAGGAAGCAUAAGCUUUUGGUGACUGUGUUGAAAUUAUUUCACAGUAAAUUUUAAAAUAAGACUAUAGUAAUUGUUAUAUUUGUAAUUAGUUGUGUUUUUAUACAAUGAUUUCAGUGAAGGUGUGUUUUUUUCCUCUUAGAGCGGAAAAGCAAUUACAAAAGGACAAGUGCUCCACUUUAAUGAAAGAAUUAUCUUUCACCAGAAUGGAUAUUUGAAUUUUUCAUGGACCUGUUGGCUUUAACCCUAAAUUCCAUUUUGGAAAGAGUUUUAUUUAAGGUUUAUUGCUGGAUAAAUAUGUUUUUUGAGCCUUUUAUAGUGGCUUUUCCUUUUUACUUGAAUAAUGGUCUCAGUAUUUUAAGGAUUGGGAAAACUUGAAUUUUUGUACUAUUAAAUGCAUUUACUGUUCACCUCUUUGAACUUGAAAAUGAAGCAACAGGGUUACAAGUUCCCAGAUGGUAGAGUGAUUUCUGGGAGUUUCCUCAGCUUUGCAGGUUUGAUUAAAACAUCUGCCUUUGAUGGCUUUGUAGGAAUUUUACUGACUGUGUUUUUGAAUCAUAAAAGAUUUGUGAAAUAAAUUAUUGGCAAACCAGAAUUUCUUGCUAUAUGAGGAAAUUUGGGGAAGUUUAAGGAUGGGGGAGAAUCAUGGAACUAUAAACUUUUUUUAAAGUCUUCAUAAGUCAUUAUUUGUGUUGAUUUUUGCAUAAUUUUUCCAUUUCAGGUUACUAAAUAUUUUAUAUUAAAUGUACAUAUUAUUAACGUAUUUUGCAGACCCAAGGAAUAUUCUAGACAUUUCUUAUGGCUGUAAAUGAGUCACUUGGCUUUUCUUCAAAAUUUGGAUGAUAACGGAAUCAUGAUAUGUAAAAUGAACUUUGAACUGCGAAUCUAGGUUUCUGUUACUAAUUAACUCGUUUUGUAAGGGCUGGUCGCUUCUCUAAGCACUUAAUUUCUUCUAUUUAUAAUAAUCCUUUCAUCCUUCACAGGGUUACUUUGAGGAUUGAAUUAGAUAACGGAUGUAAGAGAACUUUGUAAUAUGUAAAGUGCUUUGAAAAUAAAAAUGAUUACUGUUAUUUGUAUCUGCCAUAGCUUUACAUCUAAGGAAGCUGCAUAUAAUGUGGCGCUCCCCCCCAUAAGAUCUUUGAAGGUCAAUGCUAGGUGACUAUUCCAUGCUACUUAGCAAUCCCAAAAUAACAGUAACUUUAAAUUCAACAUAAAAUUGUUACAUUUACUCUCUUUACUUGUUUCCAAAGUCUCUAAAGGCAGGGACAAUGUCUCUUCAUACCUUUAACCCCCAAAUCUAACAUAGGACCUGGCUUAGAGCAGAAGUUUUAGUAAGUUUUACGGAGUUAAUGAAUGAGCCUUUCUAAUUAUUACUUCUAGUCACUAUUAUUACUUCUAGUCAUUAUAGAGCAGUGAUGUUCAAAGGGUAGUCCAAAGCCCAUAAGCAGUUUUUCAUUUGAUCAAAGCCAUUCUAGACUGUAUAUAAUAAAUAUCUCUUUUUAGUACCAAGAGACUACUGUGGGAAUGUGUGUGCUUUAUAUGCUAGGUAACUUUACUCCUGGAAACUGUAGCCUUGGCCCAGGGAACUUCAGGCAGUGCUGUCAAACUGCCAAUUUCUCACAGCAUGGGUAAGAUCUUGGCUCUAGAUGCAGAUAAGAUAGGCUGUAAAAAUCAGUCACUAUGAAAGAGGAGCAAUAGAAUAGGAUAGCUUGGUGAAAGAAAUGGCUCUAAUUCUUUGGUUUUGCUUUUUCUUUCAGUCUUUACCACUUUUCUAGCUCUAUCUUCCCUUUCUUUCUUUUCUUAACACACUGUUGGUCAUGUAUUCAGAGUGAAGUGCUUAUCAUACUGCUAUAGGGUAUGGAAAAUUGUAUUAUGCAAUAACUGGCUUUUUGGAAAAGUUUAAGAAGCAAUCAGGAAGCGCUUAUGUAGCAAGCUCUACUAGAUGCCAGGUAGUAUAGCUAGCUGGCCUCAGAGAUUUAAAGAAGGAUCACAUGAUUCCUUUCUUAUGGAACUUUAUAGUUUUCAGAUGUUUCAUAUGGAAAAAUUCUGUGAUCUGUCUUUCAAAAAGCUUCACAGAGUGACUUUAUCAGGAGGAAUUUACCAAGGCCUACUGGUGGGACAGUUGGCACACCAUGGGUCUGUUUCUUGGGUGGGUUCAUUAUGCCAGUAUAUAAAAUCAUAAUGUCACUUCAUUAGUUUAAAAUAAGAAAUCAUUGCUGGCAAUAGGGAGCAGUCUUUCUCUAUUGGUAGAUCUUCAUGGGAAGCCAAACCAUAUUCAGAAUGUUGCUUAGUGAGGAUGGAAUCUCAGAAUAUGGUUCUGUAAUGUGAAAAUUUACUGGUAUAAGACUGAGCCUGAUGUUCCAUCUCUGAAAUCAGAAAACCUGGUCAUUGGGAUCCUAAUAAAAGUUGAAAUCAUCUGUGCUUCCAGUACUGACCAACCUACCUUCUAAUUGACAUAUUAUUUCUUUAAAUUAACUUCUUUUGUUACUUUUAGUAAAAUUCCUUGCGAGUUUUAACAGUCUUACAAGCUUGCUAACUCAUUCUCUCUCUUUUUGGUGGUUUUAUAUAUCACUUUUACCAUGAAACAUUGUUUUCUGAUGUAGUAUUCAAAGGGUGGCCUUACUACUUUGUUAGUUUGGGGAAGCAACUCAUCUUGGUUUUCAUGGAGUGAAUAUAUACUGUGUAGUUGGAAAAGCAAGAUAUAUGAAAAUACCUAUAAAAAUUAACAGUAUCAGUCAGGUAAUUAGAAUAGAGACAUUAAAUUUUUGAAAGUCAGAUCAUCCACAAAGGAGAUAGGGAGGGACAUUUGAGCUGUAGAAGACCUUAGAGAUCAUUUGGUCUGAUUCUCUCUUUUUAUAGUCAGGAAACCAGUCCAGUGGCCACACAGCCAUUUAUGAUAAUACCCAGACUUCCUACUUCCUAAUCUAUCAUCCAUUCCUAUUAUAUCUUGUUGCUUUUGCAGAGGAGUGGGAGUUUGCCUUCACUCAGCCAAGUCCUGAAUAAGACUUAAAUAGGCUGAUAUGAGGUGUUUGUUCUUGUGUGUGUAAUUUUAGGUGUAGAAAGCAUUAUGGGCAAUGAUAUAAAUGUUAACUGAGGCAUGUUAUGUUUCAGAAGAAUUUUAUAAACUUUGUCCUGUUUAAUCCUUCUGAUGCUCUGUGAGCUAGUGACUAUUAUUAACCUCAUUAAAAAGAUGAGAAAACUGAGAUUGAGUUGCCAGAGACAAACAGUUAAUAAGUGGAAGAUCUGGGAUUCAAACCCAGGUCUUUCUGACUUCAGAGCCUACAUUCUUACCUCACGUAAUUCUCACGGAAACCUAUCAGGCAGUUUUUAAAUUUUUUUUAUAACUCUGUUUUACAGGUGAGGAAACUUAGGCUUAGAGAGAUUAAGAAACUUUUGUCAAUAUAUCAACUAACUCCCAUACUUGGAAAAUAUGUGACAGACUUCCUACUAAAUAUAGCAGAUUUAGUAUGCAUAUUUAUUUCUGUUAACUCCACUAUAAAGAAUGACAAAAGUAUAAUACAUAUGGACAAAGAGAAGAGCAGAGCUGAUGGCAGAUGAAUGAAGCUGACAAAAUUUGGGGUUAUGGAAACCCAGUGGACAAGUGGUAACUGACUCAGCAGAAUUGACAAAGCUGAAUUUGGGGGAGGGGCAGAGAGGAUCUGCCAGUAAACCCAGUAAAUAUGUGGGAAUUAGACUUCUGAUAUGCCUCUCAGACAGAGAGUAGUAUGAAGCUGAAAACUGAAGAAUUGUUAGAAAGUUUAUUGAAGGCACGUUUAGAUACCGUCACUCAUCCCCCCACCCCCACACUCCUCCACUGUACACCACCUUGAUCCCCAUCCCAAGUUGGCCCUAGCAGACCACUGGUUUUUCACCAUCCCAGUAGAAGAUGGGAGACUUACUCUUUGGAGUUUGAACCACAGGCGUUCUGGAUGCCAGGCAUAGCUGAGAAUGGGACUGAGACACCUUGUUGAAAACAAGAGUAUCAAGAGAAAGUCUGCUUAUUAAAUAAUCAGUUUCCCUUUCCCACUACACUCCCAGAAUGCUCUUAGCCUUAAACCUUCUAAGCAGGAGAUAAGAGGAGUCUAGUUUGGGGGCCAGUAUCUAAGGGCUCUCAGUUCCGACAGUCCCUGCCCAGUCACGUUAAGUUGAUGCCCAUCAGUCAGCGAAUCCUACCCAUGCAUAUAGAGCUUCCAAUUAGUUUUUUGUUCCUUAUCUUUUAAUAUCAACAGUUAACCAGAGAAAGUCUUAUGAAUAGACUUGAGAAAAUGUAUUAUGAAUGCACAGAGCCCAAAACAAAUCAGAGGGAACAGAAACAAGUCAUAGAAGAAAACUUCAAAAAAAAAACCCCAGUAUUUGUAACUAAUAUUUUCAGAGAAGAUUUUGCAUCCAUUAAGGAAAAAAGGAUGC